UCCACACGGAGACUAGUCCUGGACCGGAGAGGGUGAGAGUGCUUCAUGGGGCCAAGACCCGGAGCUGAACUUGGAUUUUCAAGCAGGCAUGGCGAGGUGGUCUGUUGGGAAAUGACUGUGCUGUCACUCCAACUGCAGUCUUCCUCCACUUUGGACAUCUUUUCCUGUGGCUUGGAACUACUGCAACUCAGACUUUCGGAGAGUUAGGUAUUUUCACAGGGGAUCAACACAUUUCCGACAAAGGGCCAGGAUGAAGACGGCGUUCUACUACAUGGGCUUACUCCUUCUGGGGCUCCAUUUCCUGCUCGCCCGUGGCCAGCUGGGAUCCCAGAGACAGACGCCCGCCGGUCCCCCGGCCGCCACGCAAAGACCCGGGCUGGUGGAGCGGGACGUGCUGGGUCCGGUAAGGCCCAACAUCACCAUGCCGCGCCGCAGAAUGCCGCCCAUGUGCAGCGCGCCCACGGAAAUCCGAGACACCUUCAAGUACAUCAACACGGUGGUCUCCUGCCUGGUCUUUGUGGUGGGCAUCAUCGGGAACUCCACACUUCUGAGGAUCAUCUAUAAGAACAAGUGCAUGCGGAACGGACCGAACAUCCUCAUCGCCAGCCUGGCUCUGGGCGACCUGUUGCACAUCAUCAUCGGCAUUCCCAUUAACGUCUACAAGCUCCUGGCGGAGGACUGGCCUUUUGGUGUGGCUCUGUGCAAGGUGGUGCCGUUUGUCCAGAAAGCCUCGGUGGGGAUCACGGUGCUGAGUCUGUGCGCGCUCAGUAUCGACAGGUACCGGGCCGUGACCUCCUGGAGCCGGAUCAAAGGGAUCGGCGUCCCAAAGUGGAUGGCCAUCGAAAUCGCGCUCAUCUGGAUCCUGUCCAUCACCCUGGCCGCGCCCGAGGCGGUGGCCUUCGACAUGAUCACCAUGGACUACAAGGGGGAGCAGCUGAGGAUCUGCUUGUUGCACCCCAUGCAGAAAACCGACUUCAUGAGGUUUUAUAAGUCGGUGAAGGACUGGUGGCUGUUCAGCGCCUAUUUCUGCCUGCCGUUGGUCUGCACCGCCAUUUUCUACACCCUGAUGACCUGUGAGAUGCUGAGGAAGAAGAACGGCGUUCAGAUUGCGCUCAGCGACCACCUCAAACAGAGACGAGAGGUGGCCAAGACCGUCUUCUGCCUGGUUCUGGUCUUCGCUCUGUGCUGGCUCCCUCUCCACCUCAGCCGGAUUCUGAAACUCACCAUCUAUGACGAGAAGGAUCCCAACCGAUGCGAACUGCUCAGCUUCUUUUUGGUGUUGGACUACAUCGGCAUCAACAUGGCGUCCGUCAACUCCUGCAUCAACCCCAUUGCUCUCUACAUGGUCAGCAAGCGCUUCAAGAGCUGCUUCAGGUCCUGCCUGUGUUGCUGGUGCCUACCCGCCGAGAUGCUGAUGAUGGACGAGAAGCAGUCCUGCAUGAAGCUGAAGGUGACGGAACGGGCCUCCGACCAGAGCAACUCCCGUAUGACCAACAGGUCUACCACGGCCUGAGAGGACUGAAAGCCGCCAAUGACCGCAAGAAGGAAACGGGAAACCCAAAGAACGAAUCGAAAGAGUACUCUGUCCUGGGCUUCUGAAUCCUUCGAACCGAGAACAACGUCAGCAUUGUUCGAAGAAUGUGAGGAAUAAAAAUGCGGAAAUUUGAUGGAGGACUCUGGAGGUGAGUGGAGUGUCCGUGCUAAAAAACGAGGCACUGGAAUUGUUCGUAUUAUACCCUGAAUGCAUGGGAUCCUCUGAACAUCCCUCUGAACAUCCGUCCAAUAAAGGCAUUGGAUUAAGCAAAGACCGGACUUACUUAAACGCUACACGGCUGGUGUGGUCAUCACCAAGUGAUACCAGAAUGGUCGAAGACUUUGAAGCAACUGUUUGCGGAUCAUCUUGAACAGUGCUUCCCUUCUUAUUAUUUCUCAAACGAUCGUCUCUGUGUCGGUCCGAGCAUUCCGAGUUCGCAUCGUCCCGUUCGCCAUGGAGAUUGUCCUGUGUUUUGUGUCGUCCGACGGGUAUGUAUCUUUUUCAUGGUGUAUAUGAAGUAUAUAUCAAAUAAAUAAGCAGCGUAGCUGGUGUGCGUUCA
Nerophis lumbriciformis (worm pipefish) is the source of this 2093-nucleotide messenger RNA. RefSeq names its product endothelin receptor Ba (gene ednrba). Lineage: Eukaryota; Metazoa; Chordata; Actinopteri; Syngnathiformes; Syngnathidae. Gene Ontology annotation, biological process: developmental pigmentation; vasoconstriction; enteric nervous system development. Gene Ontology annotation, molecular function: endothelin receptor activity. Gene Ontology annotation, cellular component: plasma membrane. The record is from RefSeq and is a predicted model, not a curated record.